AUGACCGUCGCGCAGCAGGGCCCGCCGCAGAUCCGGUUCCCGCGUACGCUCCGUACGGUCGGGGAUCUUUAUCAGCUUUGGCGCCACGGGCUCGCUAUGAUGCCCUCCAUUGACGAGCUGGAGAAGCAGUGGGGCUCGCAAUGGCGCCCGCGUAACGAGCGGCAGAUCUUCUCCAUGCGGAAGGUCGUUAUGGAUGGGGUCGUACGGCUCGCCGGCACCAGGGGGUGGCCGGAAGAGGACGCGGUCCAGGAAGUCGAAAAGCAGCGCAUGGAGGGCGGUAACCUGUCGCUAGAUGCCCCUGCAAAGCACAUCAAGGCGACCCGGAAGUCGUAA
Molecule: messenger RNA, 333 nt
Organism: Chaetomium strumarium
Lineage: Eukaryota; Fungi; Ascomycota; Sordariomycetes; Sordariales; Chaetomiaceae
Product: transcriptional activator of glycolytic enzymes-domain-containing protein
Exons: 1
Coding region: 1-333 (110 amino acids)
Biological process (GO): positive regulation of ribosomal protein gene transcription by RNA polymerase II
Molecular function (GO): RNA polymerase II cis-regulatory region sequence-specific DNA binding; DNA-binding transcription factor activity, RNA polymerase II-specific
Source: RefSeq, a predicted model, not a curated record